CCGCCAUUUUAACUUCCUGCUUAUGAGGAAGAAGAAGCGUCUGCGCAGUAGUUUUUAAAAUUAACUCGAAACGCCGUUGUAUCGAUUCCUUUAAUACAGGGGUGUAUCUUGUUUAUUUGUCUUAUUUUAAUGAAAAUAGCGACGUCUUGUUAGUUUCUGACAGCUUGUAUCGGUUAGUUUCAGCCGGAAAGUCGCAAUGCCGAGCCACCCGCUGCGUGUAGCGGUUGUGUGCUCGAGCAACCAGAACCGCAGUAUGGAAGCGCACAAUAUCCUCAGCAAACGUGGAUUUGAUGUGCGAUCAUUUGGGACAGGGUCUCAUGUGAAGUUACCUGGUCCUGCCCCGGAUAAGCCUAAUGUGUAUGACUUCAAAACAACUUAUGAACAGAUGUACAACGACUUGGUCCGCAAGGACAAGGAACUAUACACACAGAAUGGCAUCCUGCACAUGCUGGACCGAAACAAGCGCAUCAAAUCAAAGCCAGAGCGCUUUCAGCAAUGUAAGGAGAAGUUUGACCUGGUCAUCACCUGUGAAGAGAGAGUCUAUGACCAAGUGCUGGAGGAUCUGAAUUCAAGAGAGCAGGAAACUCUACAGCCAGUGCAUGUAAUCAAUGUAGACAUUCAGGACAACCAUGAGGAAGCCACGCUGGGUGCCUUUCUCAUCUGUGAGCUUUGUCAAUGUAUCCAACACACUGACGACAUGGAGAAUGAAAUAGAUGAACUUCUACAAGAGUUUGAGGAAAAAAGCAACAGACCUUUUCUUCACACUGUCUGUUUCUACUGAUACAUAAUAGAAAUUUGCAAUAUA
Messenger RNA from Melanotaenia boesemani (Boeseman's rainbowfish), 805 nucleotides. RefSeq names its product SSU72 homolog, RNA polymerase II CTD phosphatase (gene ssu72). Gene Ontology annotation, molecular function: RNA polymerase II CTD heptapeptide repeat phosphatase activity. The record is from RefSeq and is a predicted model, not a curated record. The coding region runs from base 197 to 781 and encodes 194 amino acids. Gene Ontology annotation, biological process: termination of RNA polymerase II transcription. The transcript has 5 exons. Gene Ontology annotation, cellular component: nucleus; mRNA cleavage and polyadenylation specificity factor complex. Lineage: Eukaryota; Metazoa; Chordata; Actinopteri; Atheriniformes; Melanotaeniidae.